ACUGCUCCCUCCUUCCCUUCCUCACCCCUUUAAGAGAAAGGGUGCUCCCUCAUCCAGUCCAGGGCAGGCUUGAAGCAUGGAGGCUGAACUGCUCCCUCCUUCCCUCCCUCACCCCCCUAAGAGAAAGGGCGCUUCCUUUUUAUUUCCAUGCCGGGAGGUUGCAGGCUAGAUGACAAUGGAACACCUGUUAGAGCUGCUGUGUUUUAAAAAUGCAUGACUAGUUAAUCACUGGUACAAAAGGACAUGGAGUGUUGGUCAGAGUCAGGGCUCAGAGAGAAGUGUGCUCCUACCUGACAUCAACACGAACAUGGAGUUCUGCACUGCACUGCUCGUGAUUACCGUCAUGCUGCAAACCUCCUCCUGUAACUUCACAUCCAGCAACACACAGUCCACACCGACACUCCUCAGCACGACUCCAGGAAGGGGAGACAGCGCCCCCAACAGCACACAAAUGAGUAAUGCAACAAGAGGAAGACAAUCUGAGCAGAACACGGCGUUUGAAUACGACUAUGUCACGCUGCGUCUCUGGGGUCUGGUGGCUGCGGGAGUGCUGGCUUUUUUAGGGAUACUGAUUCUUAUAGCCCACAAACCAAAAUGUAGCCGUCACAGUAAAACGUUUAUAGUCCAGGAGUGGAACCCGACCCCGCGUGCUCAGCUGCUGUCAAUGCGCAGAUUGGAUAUGGAUCACUGAGGCCUGGCUGUCCAGAGGAAGGUGUCACUCUCCACUGAACCUCUGUCACACUCAAUCAGACUCAUGAUCACUGCAUUGGAACGGAAUAGGGAAUGUACUGUUAGUUUAUUUAUAAUAAUAAUAUCAAUUUGACAACACAAUGAUGUUUCAGAUCAUUUUCAUAAGGAAACACACAGCUCACAUGUUAAAGUACAAAAAUGUUAUGUCUUUAAGACACUUGUAUUUCAUCUAAAUUAUUUCAACUGUCCGCCACUAGAUGUCAGACUUUACUUCGGAAACAAAGAGAUCUAGUCACACUCAUUACCUCAUGAGGUAUUUAAAGAUGUUUGUUUCAGGUCUGUUUUGAUGGAAUAAACUGUGUUUAUAUGAAAUGAACACCACAACAGUCUAGAAGAGAACUGAUAUCAAACUUUAUUCAAAUCGAUCAUUGAUUUAAACAGCUAAGAAGCUAAAGCUUUAGCUGACCCAUUAUGAGAAAUACAGUGACUUUAUUACAGGACCAAACUUGAUAGGAAAACAUGUUCGUGCUCUCUUCUUUCAUAAGAUCACAGCAGUCUUGUUUCUCCUAAACUACGGUAUGCAUACUGUAGUUUAGAAUAUGGAUGUAUCCUAUAUGUGUUAAACAUCUCGGGACUGUAUGGGGUUGUAAAGAUGUGAGAAAAUGUAGAGCUUGGUGUUUGAGAUGUAUUUAAAACUAAGAAGUUGCCUGACAUUGUCCCAUCGCUCGUGGCAACUACAUCUACAAAUUAAAAAAAAAAAAAAAUGUCUUUGUACCUGACAGAAAUAAAAUCUUCACUGAUUGCGCCCCUGUGUUCUCUGUGUAGAUUUUGUAAGUGACAGGGAAUGGCACACUUCUCAAACAAGACAACGUUAUUGUAUUUUCUGAACAAUGAGAUGCCCAAUGACUCAGCUAGGAGUCGGCUACAUUCAAACCUUCAAAGAAAACAUCUUACUCACCACCCACAGGAAUCAUGCAGGCUUUCAGCUAUGCCCCCCAAAGCACAGCAUGCUUGGCAUUGAACUGAAUAUUCUCUUUGUAUGUCUAAAUCGCAUAGUUUAUCAGAAUCAUGCAUUUCAAUGAGGACAAGUAGAGCCCCUCUUUCUUUAC
Molecule: messenger RNA, 1799 nt
Organism: Acipenser ruthenus (sterlet)
Lineage: Eukaryota; Metazoa; Chordata; Actinopteri; Acipenseriformes; Acipenseridae
Product: phospholemman-like
Exons: 7
Coding region: 308-691 (127 amino acids)
Biological process (GO): regulation of sodium ion transmembrane transporter activity
Cellular component (GO): membrane
Molecular function (GO): sodium channel regulator activity
Source: RefSeq, a predicted model, not a curated record